Molecule: messenger RNA, 1384 nt
Organism: Amblyraja radiata (thorny skate)
Lineage: Eukaryota; Metazoa; Chordata; Chondrichthyes; Rajiformes; Rajidae
Gene: kgd4
Product: alpha-ketoglutarate dehydrogenase subunit 4
Exons: 4
Coding region: 46-381 (111 amino acids)
Biological process (GO): 2-oxoglutarate metabolic process
Cellular component (GO): oxoglutarate dehydrogenase complex
Molecular function (GO): oxoglutarate dehydrogenase (succinyl-transferring) activity
Source: RefSeq, a predicted model, not a curated record
GGGCCCGUGCCACCACCCCGGAAGUGCUCCGUGCGCAGCGUCGCCAUGGGGAACGGCUGGGGAUCUAAGAUGGCUGCCGUGGGCCGGGUCGUCCGGAUUGUGAAACCAUAUCAACGAUUAAUUCAAUUCCCAGACAGAAAGACUGCCCCUAAACCUAAUGUGCGUGAAGCUCUCAAAUCGAUGUCUGUAUCAAUCCAGGGACAGCAGCCAACAACAACAACAACAACAACAAGUUCAGUUUCUUCAGCCAGUGUCCCCGUUAGCAAAUUGUCUGGCACACGUGACACUAUCGAAAUAAUAAGAGCUCUGCCGCAGAAAUACAGAAGAUUACCCAUUUCACAAGAAGAAAUGGAGUACAUUCAGCGUGGUGGACCUGAGUAGGAUCCAAUGGCUUGUUUCUCUCAUCCAUCAGUGACCAUACGGUGAUUUGUUCAUUUCCAAGCGGCAGACACUCUGUGUUACACCGUUUAUUUGAGGACUUUAACCCACUGCACUGACGACAAGUCCUUAGAAUGAAUGUACAUCCAUGAAUGUUCAAUAAACGCUGAAGAGUUGUCACAAUUUAUAAAAGUAGAAAUAUCCUGAUGUUUUCCCCAAAUUGCGUUCAGUAAUUUUCAUAAGAACAGUUUGGUGAAAUUUAAAAUCCUUUACACCGUUCUGUUCAGUAAAAUUCACUAAGCAAAUUAUUUGGUGCAUAAAUAUCUUCCAGCCUAUAAUUUGAUUUUGUUGAAUUUAACUGUAUUUUAAUUGCCAGGUCUCAAAUAUAAGUGGUCUCAAAACAUAAAUGGGACAGCCCUACUUUUCAGACAUUUUAAUAUAACUCCAUCCAAUUGUUUUUACAACUUGGGUGGGGAAUUUGGAAUGCAUUUUUCAAUAACUUGUGUGUAUCAUGAUGGAUCUAAAAAAAAAAUGCUAUUGACUCCACUAAUUUAAAAGCCCAAGGAAAUAUUUACUUGGCAUAUUGUCAACGGUCAGUUUAAAUGUAAAAGGUUUAAGUGCCUAGCUCUGCUUAAAAUCCUAUGUUUGCCAGGUGUUGCUAUAUAUUUUUUCGUACGAUAAAUUUAAAUAUAUUGCUGAGAGAAAGUGUAAAUCGUGGAGUCAAACCACAUUCAGCUGUGUUUGAAUAAAGAUUUAUGGUGCAGUGAUGUGAUAAUUUGGAAAGUAGAAAAUUAUAGAUAUAAGACUUAAUAACGUGAAAAUGUUAUCGCUUCAGUCCAUAGAACUGAAGAGUUAUUUUAAUGUAAAACGGGGAAAAGUAAAGCACUAUUGUAAAUAAACAUAGGAGUAUAAAACUACAUAAUGUACUUUUACUGCCAUAUACUUUUGUUCAACAAAAUAUCAUUACAAAUCAAGGAAUUUAAAUUGAUUAAAGUGACUUAAUUGA